AUGGUGGCCGGCAUGCCGGGCGCCCGCCCAACCGGCGGCCGCGCGGCGGGCAGGCUGGUGCGGCUGGCGCGCGCAGCGGCGGCGGCGUUCAUCUGCCUGCUGGUGGUGCGGGCGUUGGCUGGCUGGCGCCCCGCCUCCCUGGCCUCCCCGUCCUGCCUGGAGGGCUGCGUCAGCGCGCAGCACGUCCCAGGCCAGCCUGCAGCGAAGCAGAAGAAGCGGGUGGGGUGGGUGGGGCACACGUUUGAUGCCCGCCCGCCCUCCGGGCUCAGCGUGCUGGAGGCUCGCCAGGUGGCGUCAGAAAACUUUGGCAACCUGGUGUGGGCGUACGGCGCGUGGCAGCUGGUGGACCACAACGCAACGCAGCUGGUACCGCUGGAGCCGCCGGGACCGUACACCGCGCCCGUGGAGGUGGUCCUGCUGCCCACCGCCAACAUGCUCAUGAAUGCCUCCAAAUACGAGGCCAUCAAAGCCUACACAAACACGGUGCUGGGGAUAGCGGAGGCCGUGACGGCGCCCAUCGUGCUGGUGGGCGUGGGCAGCCAAGUUCGUUUUGAGGACCAGCACGGCGGCGGCGGCGGCGGCGGCGAGGCGGCGGCCGCCUCCGACUUCUCGGCGGCUUCCACCGUGGUGCUGCACCCGCAGCAGGUGGCCUUCCUGCGGCGCGUGGAGCAGUCAGGUGGCCUCACCAUCACCCGCAGAAAGUUCACGGCGGCGCUGGUCGAGGGCGCGGGGCUGGCGCCGGCGCUGCCCCUGGGCUGCCCAAGCCUGUUCAUCAACCAUGACCCCUCGCUGGGCGCGUCCUUAAAGCGCAAGUGGGAGGCGGUGGUGGCGGCGCGCGACCCCAAGCUGCGCCUGGCCGUCACGCUGCCCAAGGUGCACAAGGACCUGCCGCCGCCCACUGACCUGCUGCGCCUGCUGGCGGAGCGCGUGCUGGGGGCCUUCCCCGCCAGCAUCGUCGUCCUGCAGACGGCGGACGACAUGAACACGCUGCAGCUGCUGCACGACCGCCACGGCCUGUACCUGCCGCCGCACCGGAUACGCUACUUCUACGAUGUGGAGUCAUGGGUGGACGGCCUGGCCGCCUGCUGUGACCUGGUCUGGGGCUUCCGCAUCCACGGCACCAUGGCGGCGCUGAUGGCGGGAGUGCCGGGCGUGGUGAUAUCGCGGGACUUCCGAAUCAAGGAGCUGGCGGAGGCGAUGGCGGUGCCCAGCGCCGACAUCCUGCACGCCCGCCUUGACCCCGAUGCCUUCGACCUGUUUGACUUUCUGGAGGGCUCGGUGGCGGGCGCCUUUGCGGGCUUCGACGCGCGGCGGCGCCAGGUGGCGCGGGUCUAUGCCCGGGAGUUCAAACGCCUGGGCCUGGCGCUGCACCCGGGCAUCGCCGCGCUGGCCGCGUCGACGGGGUGA
Molecule: messenger RNA, 1407 nt
Organism: Chlorella variabilis
Lineage: Eukaryota; Viridiplantae; Chlorophyta; Trebouxiophyceae; Chlorellales; Chlorellaceae
Exons: 1
Coding region: 1-1407 (468 amino acids)
Source: RefSeq, a predicted model, not a curated record